CAGCAACCGCCUCAGCCUCACCACCAAGCCCUUAGUAGCAGUGAAGGGCGGCCUUGCUCUGCCCUCAACCAUACGUCCAAGGAGCGCUGGAGUGCAAUCACCCGCCCCGCAGCCUCCUCAGAGACCCCAUUAGCAGUUGCACCAUGCCAAUGACAUUGAGCGGUCCCCCCCAAGACCCCCCAUCAUGACUCUGCUUUUGUAGCUUCAUGAAGCCUUGCAUACUCGCAACCUGUUAAUGCGGCAGUAUGGAUGCUCACCUCCAGCCUUUCGUCCCUACUCUUGCUCCUUCACCCUUGUUCAUGAUCCCACCAGAGCUUCGUCUUUUGAUUUAUGAGUUUGUCUUCGGCUCUCCCCCCGAGCACGUUCUUGCUCCGCCGAGGUCGUCGCUGAACCUCGAGCCCCUCCUCACCUGCCGCCAGCUGUACGUCGAAGCGAAGCUUCUUGCUUUUGCCCACACUACACACAACAUCAAUUGGCUCCCCCGCGCCUCCCUCACCUGCCAGCGCCGUCUGCUCGUUCUUGAGCCCACACAGAUUGCCCACAUUCGCCAUGUGUCUAUCAACACGUCUGCUGCUGGUCUCUAUGAAUCCCUCCAGCCAUUCCGGUGCCAUUUCGAUCACAUCAAAUACCCUGCCCUCCGCCUUGACUCACUAACAAUCAUCCUCGACCUGCCGGAUACAAGUGCAACCACUCGAGAGCACAGGGUGCGGGAGCUCAAUAUGGUCUUGACAUCCAUAUGGUACUACAAGAACGUGAGAAAGGUGGUGCUCCUCAACGUUCUCCACAGAGAGGCGCUCAAUCGGCACCCAACGCUCCUAGGACGGUGGUCCUGCAUGGACUGUGACAAGGGGAUUGCCACAAAUGAGAUGCGAUGGCGCUUCGAGUUGACGAGCUUCUACGAUUAUGCCUGGAAGCCGUGGCAUAUAUACUUGCACGGCCAGGCCAGGCCAAACGUUCCGCACCCAGGCUCGCGCUAUGGAAUGCUUAGGAGGGGGUGAAUUAUCUCCUAGCUUGUUGAUGGAUUCUAGUGGAUUCUCCAAGCUAUAAACACGGCGAGGCACGACUCGACUUGGUUGUAGGCUGCCAAGCGGGCUUAGCAUCAGGGCUACCCCUUGAGCAUCCGGAUUCCAGAUUUGCGAGGGUAUUCUAUCUCCAUGCUACUCUGCCACCCCUGUCCUUCAAAUCUAUUUCGUCUGGGUUUCUUGAUAUGACUCUAGAAGUUGGCACCUUUACGAAACAAUGAGUCUCCAGAACACUGAGACCAAUCCUAUUGAAAUAGAGCCAUCCAUUUCACU
Messenger RNA from Lindgomyces ingoldianus, 1295 nucleotides. RefSeq lists its product as uncharacterized. The transcript has 3 exons. Lineage: Eukaryota; Fungi; Ascomycota; Dothideomycetes; Pleosporales; Lindgomycetaceae. Bases 246 to 998 code for a protein of 250 amino acids. The record is from RefSeq and is a predicted model, not a curated record.